UGAGCCUGGAGGACUACAUCUCCCAGAGUGCAGUGCGCCGCCCCGUGUUCUGUAUUAGGCAAAUAGACAGAAAUCGGAGAAAAGGUUUGGUGUCGCUGGUGCCGGUGUCUCGUCGGGUAUGGCGACCUGUCAGAACACCGGGGUGGAGUCUGACCCUCUGCUGGGGCCUUUGCAUCGGAGUUGGUGUGCGGAGCCGAACUUCAGCGCCUCCCUGGAGAAGAAUCACCGAGACCGGAGCGGAUCCGCUUCUUCCUGUGGAGGGGGGCCCCUGGACAGCAAUGGUCCUGUGUGUGAUCGUCUCUAUUUAAAACAAGCUGUUGUGUUUAUUGAAGAUGCAAUCCAGUAUCGCUCCAUAGACCAUCGCGUGGAUCUGUGUUCUCUGCAGCUGCAUCGAUGGUAUUAUUCUGAUCUGUGGCAAUGGAUACUGAAUGUGACCAUAUUUGUGAAUUUGGCUCUUGCCUUCAUUGAGAAGCCCUCAUCUCUAACUGUAACCUCAGACGUGCGUUACCGCAAAGCAGCCUGGGAACCACCCUGCGGACUGACGGAAAGCGUGGAGUUUGUGACUUUUCUUGUAUUUAUUGCUGACUUUUCUGUAAAGAGUUAUCUAAUCGGCUGGAAUGAGUUUAUCAAGAACAAGUGGCUGCUGUGUUACAUCCUGGCGCUCUCGCUUUCCGUUGUGGAUUGGACGGUGUCUCUAUGCUUCUUGUGCAGAGAGGGUGUGAGAAUUAGAAGACUCCUGCGGCCUUUCUUCCUUCUCCAGAAUUCAUCUCUCAUGAAAAAGACUCUGAAGUGCAUUAAGAGAACCCUGCCAGAGAUGGGGAGUGUGAUGCUGCUGCUGGCUUUGCAUCUGUGCCUUUUCACCAUGUUUGGUAUGCUGCUGUUUGCUCAUUCAAAGGAUUCCAGCCUAGACGUGGAGUGGCUGAGAUAUUUCCGCAAUCUACCCGACUCACUCACUUCACUCCUGGUGCUGCUGACAACCGCCAAUAAUCCAGACGUGAUGAUUCCAGCCUAUUCCUACAACAGAGCCUAUUCCUUGUUCUUCAUUAUCUUCACAGUUAUAGGCAGUCUUAUUUUGAUGAACUUGCUGACAGCCAUAAUCUACAAUCAAUUCCGGGGCUAUUUAUUGAAAUCUGUUCAGGCCUCCCUGCUCAGACGGCGGUUAGGAAUUAGAGCUGCCUUUGAAAUUCUUUCCUUCCACAGAGAGCUCACAUCCCACAAUUGUGAUCAAGCGGUCUGUGUGGACUGUGUGACCUUCAUUAAUGUCUUACAGGACGUUAAAAUGGAUGGCUACUGCAAAUUGGCAAUCAUCGAGAAGGCAAGAUGCUUCCCCAGCGGUGUUCUCCCUGCAGAGCAGUUUCAGAAACUAUUUGAUGAACUGGAUAAGGAUCCGGUCAGACAGCACCCGCCCCAGCCUGUGUACCAGUCUAGAUUCUUGCAGAUUUUGCAGAUCGUCGGAAGCCAUCGGUACUUCGACUAUCUGGGGAACUUUGUGGCUUUGGCCAAUCUCAUUUCUAUCUGUGUUGUCUUGAUGAUCGAUGCAGAGAAAGCUGGGAGUGAACGCGAUGACUUCUCUUUAGGAGCCAUCAACUGUUUCUUCAUCCUGUACUACACUCUGGAGAUGAGCCUGAAAAUCUUUUCCCUGGGAAUAAAGAACUACCUCUCCUAUCCAAGCAACAUUUUUGACGGGUUUCUAACCUUCAUCUUACUGGUGUUGGAAAUUGCUACAUUUGCUAUAUACAAGUUCCCGCAUCCUGGCUGGAAGCCGGACAUGCAGGGCCUCUUGUCUCUCUGGGAGAUGGUUCGUCUUGUCAACAUGUUUAUCGUUUUCCGAUUUCUAAGAAUCAUCCCAAACAUGAAGAUGAUGGCUCUAGUAGCGGGCACAUUGCUGGAUCUAGUGAAGAAUCUUCGGGCAUUUGCUGGAAUCCUUGUGGUGGUAUAUUAUGUUUUUGCAAUCAUUGGUAUUGACCUGUUUAGAGGUGUCCUGCCGAAUCCAAAGAACACAAGUUCUCCAGCUAAUGAGAACUCCACAAACGAGACUGCACAAUGCGGGACCUUUGAGCAACUCGAGUAUUGGCCGAACAACUUUGAUGAUUUUGCCGCUGCUCUUGUGACGCUGUGGAACGUGAUGGUGGUGAAUAACUGGCAGGUGUUCUUGGAUGCCUUUUCCAGAUAUACAAAUCCAUGGUCAAAGUUGUACUUUGUGGCAUGGUGGCUGGUGUCUUCUGUCAUUUGGAUUAAUCUCUUUGUUGCUCUGAUUUUAGAGAAUUUUAUCCACAAAUGGGAUCACAGACACUCCCUUUCUGCAGCCCAGCAAGUAGAGUACCACAUGACAGUCCAGCUCAUGUUCAGGGAGGACUUGGAAGAACCAACAGAUGAAGAACUCAUGGACAGGUUACAUCAUCACCCUCACCUCCAUCUAUCCAGAUGACCUCCACUGUGUACAGAUAAGUGGGACCAGAACUGGAGACGAGGAGCUCCAGCCUAAGCUGCCAUACCAAGAAAACCACUUUGCUGCUUUUAUUGAUGUGAAAGUGAUGUGAGCAUGGAAGUGUUUUACACCUGCAAUGUGCAUUCCAGUACUAAAGCCUCCCCACUACACUAGUGCCUUAUUCUGUCACCCCCCCCCACACAGGCCUUUCUUAUGGACCUUUCUCAUUCCUCUGGGGGGGCUUUACUGCAGACAAGACUUUGAUUUUACUCCAGGAGCGAUGAGGCACCUUUAAUUUUUUUUUUUCUUAAGUAUUUUAUGUUUUCAGUUUAUUGUAUCUUUUAUCUCAAUGUCUCAGGGGAACUAUCAUACCGGUCACCUGUACAGCAGGUAUAGCCAUUUAACAGGUCAGUCAUAGUCAGUCAAGCCAGGUAUGGGAAGUCGGCAGUUGACCAAGCCCACUAGAUGACUCCUAUAUCUGGGAGCUUUGGCAGAGAUCCCCCCCGCUAUCAUUUCCUGCUGUUCCAGCACCUUUUUUCCUUGGUGUUCCCGACCUGAUACAGCAUUUACCAUAAACUAAAACCAUUAACAAUCCUGCAGGGAUAGUGGGACCCUCUUGAACCCGAUGCAACAGAUGUGGAAGCCAUUGACCUUUAACCAUGGCUAUUUAAAGGGGCUGUAAAGGUUUGUUUUUUAUUUUCUAAAUA
Molecule: messenger RNA, 3135 nt
Organism: Rana temporaria (common frog)
Lineage: Eukaryota; Metazoa; Chordata; Amphibia; Anura; Ranidae
Gene: TPCN2
Product: two pore segment channel 2
Exons: 25
Coding region: 119-2428 (769 amino acids)
Biological process (GO): transmembrane transport; monoatomic ion transport
Cellular component (GO): lysosomal membrane
Molecular function (GO): voltage-gated channel activity; monoatomic ion channel activity
Source: RefSeq, a predicted model, not a curated record